Diprion similis is the source of this 2359-nucleotide messenger RNA. It is a transcript of the gene Vha44, whose product is annotated as V-type proton ATPase subunit C. The transcript has 9 exons. Gene Ontology annotation, cellular component: vacuolar proton-transporting V-type ATPase, V1 domain; lysosomal membrane. Lineage: Eukaryota; Metazoa; Arthropoda; Insecta; Hymenoptera; Diprionidae. Gene Ontology annotation, molecular function: proton-transporting ATPase activity, rotational mechanism. The record is from RefSeq and is a predicted model, not a curated record. Bases 197 to 1924 code for a protein of 575 amino acids. Gene Ontology annotation, biological process: proton transmembrane transport.
AACUAAGAAAGGCGUCGAUAGGCGGCAGCACCGAGUCACGUGAGAUAAUGGUGGAAGGUGGCAGUCGAGUAGGGUGCGCGAUCCGUCUGAAUUUCGCGAGAAAUUCAGUUUAUUGCUGAAUUAGUUAAGCUUCGUCAAAAUAUUUGACUCUCAGAAGUCGAGCGUCGUGCAGCGGUUCUAGCCAGCGAUAUUAAAAAUGACGGAAUACUGGCUAAUUUCGGCACCCGGUGACAAGACCUGCCAGCAAACAUGGGAGGCUAUGAACAACUUGACGUCCAAGCAGAACUCGCUCUCGUCAAACUUCAAGUUUCACAUACCCGACUUGAAGGUGGGCACCCUCGACCAGCUGGUCGGCCUUUCCGACGACCUUGGAAAGCUGGACGGUUUUGUGGAACAAGUUACACGCAAAGUUGCCACUUACUUGGGUGAAGUCCUGGAAGAUCAAAGAGACAAGCUUCAUGAAAACCUCAUGGCCAACAACAGUCAAGCCUCAAUGGAUGGGGAGAUUUCACCCCUCGGUGGGGAACCGGACACUCCGCCAAACACACCUGUGACCCCGUCACACAAGACUUCCAGGGAGCGCCGCGAACAAUGGCAGGAGACGGAAGAACCAGGGUUGACAGCUUCCCUAGGUCAGCAUCAUCGCCAACGUCAUCACCAUCAUCACAACCACGACCAAAACCACCACCACCACAAUCACCACCAACAUCACCAACAUCCUUCCAACUCAGAAAAGAGAUCAUCAUCCAGUUCCCAAGGCGCCUGCGAAGUUCGAACUCCGAAUGAUUCGUCGUCAAUAUAUUCGUGCUACCAAACGCAUUGGUGCGCAGCUUCCAACCCACCCACCCCAACCCCGAGCCCUACCCUUGGCAGCCCGUCUCCUUGUUUCUCGUCGGAGGAUGAAAACUACGACAUUAACGAUCCACAGAAGCCUGGGCGAUCUGGAAUUGUGAAAAAAAAACGUCACGCUUCGACGAAUCAACAAUCUGAUGACAACGAUGAUCAAGAACAAGACUGUAGCAGCGAUUUGCCCAGCCCAGGUGAUCUGCCAACAUACAUAACAAGAUUCCAAUGGGACAUGGCCAAGUAUCCAAUAAAGCAGUCUCUGCGUAACAUCGCCGACAUAAUCAGCAAACAAGUGGGGCAGAUUGAUGCGGAUCUUAAAACUAAAUCAACAACGUACAACAAUCUAAAAGGGAGUCUGCAAAAUCUCGAAAAGAAGCAGACCGGGAGCUUGUUGACUCGCAAUCUGGCUGAUUUGGUGAAAAAGGAACACUUUAUCCUCGACAGCGAGUAUCUCUCAACGCUGCUUGUAAUCGUACCCAAGACAAGCUUCCAGGAGUGGUAUGCUGUCUAUGAGAAAUUGACGGACAUGAUUGUACCACGUAGCACACAAUUGAUUAGUCAGGAUCAGGAGUAUGGACUAUUUACCGUAACUUUGUUCAAGAAAGUUAUCGAGGAGUUCAAGUUGCACGCUCGGGAAAAGAAGUUCAUUGUUCGUGAUUUUACUUACAAUGAAGAAGAGCUGGCUGCCGGUAAAAAUGAAAUUACCAAGCUGGUAACUGACAAGAAGAAGCAAUUUGGUCCUUUGGUUCGAUGGCUCAAAGUCAAUUUCAGCGAAUGUUUCUGUGCUUGGAUUCACGUUAAAGCUCUUCGCGUUUUCGUCGAAUCGGUCCUUAGGUACGGAUUGCCAGUUAAUUUUCAGGCCAUUCUACUGCAGCCGAAUAAGAAAAACAGUAAAAGGCUGCGGGAUGUAUUAAACCAGCUUUAUGCCCAUUUGGACUCCUCUGCCACGUCUGGCGGAAACGCACAAUCUUCGAAUCAGGAUAGUGUGGACAUACCAGGGUUGGGUUUUGGACAAAGUGACUACUACCCAUACGUCUACUACAAGAUCAAUGUAGAUAUGGUCGACAAUAAGGUGUAAGAAAUGAUUUACUAUCGAAUCCACCGUUCCGCAGCACACAUCCCUAUUUUUCGUACACACAUCCUGUUCUACGUCCGUUGCCCACAAGGUACGUUGGGCAACAGGUCCGUGUUGAUAGAAAACUGAACUUUGCCAUUUAUACCAGAAAAAUUAAGUAUCCUCUGUAUAUAUAUGUAUGUCAAACCGUUGCCAAGAUUGAUAAUGUUUGGUAGUUUUAUCAAUUGAAGUGUAAAUUUGACCCUGGAGAAUUCAUUGCGGAAAACCGCCAAGAUAUUAUCCGUGUCUUAUAAACUGCUUUCUGAGUAUCAGCAGACUUAGUUAAGUACUAGAAUAUCAUUUUGGCACUAGAUUUUUCGGUAUCAACGGUCACAAAGUUCGGCGUAAUAUGCGACGUGUCUCUAUUUGUAAAUACUGUGUGCAGACUAUUGAAAACAG